Helicoverpa armigera (cotton bollworm) is the source of this 552-nucleotide messenger RNA. RefSeq names its product DNA-directed RNA polymerase II subunit RPB11 (gene Rpb11). The record is from RefSeq and is a predicted model, not a curated record. The coding region runs from base 121 to 474 and encodes 117 amino acids. Gene Ontology annotation, molecular function: DNA binding; protein dimerization activity. Gene Ontology annotation, cellular component: RNA polymerase II, core complex. Gene Ontology annotation, biological process: transcription by RNA polymerase II. NCBI's taxonomy places the organism in Eukaryota, Metazoa, Arthropoda, Insecta, Lepidoptera, Noctuidae. The transcript is spliced from 4 exons.
UGACAAUUCACUAUUUUGCCAGUUUUGUUUUCUUCGCAUAUUUCGCUUUAUUAUUCAGAAAAGUUGGCCAUUUGCUUUAGUGUUAUUUAUUGAAGAAAUAGAAUACAUUGAUAGAUCAAAAUGAACGCACCUCCAACAUUCGAAUCAUUUCUUCUUUACGAUGGAGAGAAAAAGGUUCAGAAAGAAGAAGACACAAAGGUGACCAACGCAGCAAUAUUCACAGUAAAUAAGGAAGAUCACACACUCGGAAACAUGAUUAGGCACCAGCUAUUGAAGGAUCCGAAGGUGCUGUUCGCCGGAUACAAGGUGCCUCAUCCUCUGGAACAUAAGUUUGUUCUGCGAAUUCAGACUACUUCGGACUACACUCCGCAAGAGGCAUUUAUGAAUGCCAUCACUGACCUAACCUCAGAACUGUCACUAUUUGAAGAACGAUUCAAGGAAGCCAUAAAAGAGAAGAAGGAAGGAUUAGAUUGAAAAUAAGAAACAUAAUAUAGGAUAAGGUCAUGAAUGUGAAUUAUUUGAAUAAAUAAUAAUUAAUUAUUGAGUAUCAAA